Cheilinus undulatus (humphead wrasse) is the source of this 1578-nucleotide messenger RNA. It is a transcript of the gene fam151a, whose product is annotated as family with sequence similarity 151 member A. The record is from RefSeq and is a predicted model, not a curated record. NCBI's taxonomy places the organism in Eukaryota, Metazoa, Chordata, Actinopteri, Labriformes, Labridae. The coding region runs from base 34 to 1578 and encodes 514 amino acids. The transcript has 11 exons.
GCUCCUCUCCCCUCAUUUUCUACUGGUGGAGACAUGCUAGACUUCCUGGUUCAGUCGGGUGUCAUCAGCAAACAUGAUGGCCUCUUGGCCUCCUGGUACCACAGAGCAAACAGCAAAGAAGAAAUGAACAAAGCUCUCGCAAGCAGCUCCAUGAUUCUGGAGGCAGACGUCACUCUGGAGGGUUAUGGAACAGCCAAUGAGAAGCCAAUCCCUGUCAUGGCACAUCCUCCUGACAUCUACAGUGACAACACUCUGGACCAGUGGUUGGAUGCUGUUCUGGCCUCAAAUAAAGGCAUCAAACUGGAUUUUAAGUCUCUGGCAUCUGUUGGCCAUUCGUUGGACCUGCUGAAAAUGAAGAACAGCAGCAGUGGGAUAAACAGGCCUGUGUGGCUAAAUGCAGACAUCCUCCGGGGUCCCAAUGUACCAGAAUUCAUGCCUCAAGUCAAUGGAACCAGAUUUAUUGAGUUAAUCCAGGAGAAGUUUGAAGAUGUGACUUUGUCUCCUGGGUGGAUGGUGGCCUAUGCCCCUCCUCUUUUCACCCAAACCUACACCAGGCAGAUGGUGGAAGACAUGUUUGAUAUGAUCAAAGAUGUCCCCCAAAAGGUGACAUUCCCAGUUCAUGCCUUGUUGAUUCGCAGUGGUUGGCAGCACAUCAGCUGGCUCCUCAGUCAGUCACCACGGUUCAGUCUGACUCUGUGGCAGGGUUCAACUCACCCAAACGUCAGUGAUCUGCUGUUUGUUCGGGACAACAGCCACCCUGCCAGAGUCUACUACGACAUUUAUGAGCCGACGCUGUCUGAAUUCAAACAGGCUGCAAGGCAGCUGGGUCGUGUCAAGAGAUAUUAUCCCGGAGGAGACUUGAUGGACUUCUUCUACCCUGCUCACAACUCAGACCUCAGCUUCAUGCCCACAAACAAACAAGACGGCAAACUGGAAGUCCUUUGGUUUACAGUCAGAACUCGGACCUCUCUGUUGGCUCAGCUUACAGGUGCUGCUCGGGGUAUGCUGGUACUUCAGGUGGCUUCAGACAGUAAACAACCAGGUGUCCCUCUGGUGGAAGGUUCUGGAGAGAGUUCAGAGGCCCUCACACUGCAGGACGUCCUGUUGCUGCUUGGACAGAGGGCUGACGCUCCCUGGGGUGUCCACCUACAGAUCCUCAAUAAGCAACUUCUGGAUGCUUCUCUCAAACUAUUACACUCAGCCUAUAGCAGAGAGGAGCUCUACAGGCCCGUCUGGAUCAGCAUGGAGGGUUCACAAAACUCUGAUUACAUAAAGGAGUUUGUAUCCAGUGUAGAGAAGCUGUUUCCCUAUGUUACCCUCGUCCUUCAGGAGCAGACCUGGCCGCCUCUGGUCCCAGCAGCACUGACCGGCGUGUCUCAAAGAGUGGCUCUACAUCUGAACAAAGGAUCACUGCCACGAGGAUGGGAGGAGCUUAUUCCUGUGAUGGAAACGACGGACAGAUACGACGUUGUAGUAGAGGAGGACACGAGCAGUGGUGGAGCUUUCAAAGAAUUCAAAAGACUAACAAUGAAGAGUAAAGAGAGAUCAGACAUGAAACUGUACACAAUAUCAGACUGA